Molecule: messenger RNA, 1625 nt
Organism: Corythoichthys intestinalis (scribbled pipefish)
Lineage: Eukaryota; Metazoa; Chordata; Actinopteri; Syngnathiformes; Syngnathidae
Product: spermatogenesis-associated protein 22
Exons: 7
Coding region: 293-1396 (367 amino acids)
Biological process (GO): meiotic DNA repair synthesis; gamete generation; regulation of meiotic cell cycle
Source: RefSeq, a predicted model, not a curated record
GUAGGCUUUUUUUGUCAAUAAGGUUCCGUCAAUACAUGCUAUAGUACUAAACAUUCAUAGUAAGUCGUUCAGAUAUAUUUGUAUUCAGAGUAUGUUUUUUUCUUCUUCUAUUAAUGUCAGUAAUGUUAGCAAAUUGAAACCUGACUGUCAAACACUGACAUAGCGAGCUAACUAAAACUUGCUAGUAUUUUUUAAAAGUAAUAUAACUACGGUCUAGUCUAAGUAAGUCAUCCAUUAACAUAUUGUUAGCCAUAUUCAUUCACUCCAGGAUUCCAGCUAAUAUUAUACAAAAAUGAUGAAAAGGAAUGGUAAUCCGUCUCAAAGACCAACACCAGGCUGCAUCCCUGUACCGCUAUUCAACCAGAAGAAAAGAAAUCGAAUUCCUUUGAUGUCGACUCCUUUUAAGAAUGAUUUUUCUCAUUCCGAGUUCAUGCCAAGUACCAGUUCAACUGCUCCCUAUGGUGCUUCAGGUGGGUCUUACCAGGCCAUUGGUUCCUCUUCUGAAGCUCAUCCAGGUCACCAAUGGAACAAACAGGACACCGCGCAACCUACUCAAUCCCAACAUUAUGGCAACUAUAGACCUGCACCAACAAUGAGAUCUUACGCACCUGUAGCACAUCCAUACAAAGCGGAAAGUACAAACUCCAAGAUGGUAACAUCCAGCAAUCCAUCCAGACAACAGCAACCCAUGUCAAUUUUUACUAUGAAACAGAAACAAUAUCAAACACCUUCCAGCAGUCAGAGCGUACCAAGCAAGCAGACACCUCAUAGUGGAUUCUCUCAGAAAGGCCAACAACCAUCAUACAGGCCGGUCGAUUCCACACAGUUCAGAUGUCUGCCUCCUCCCGUCCAACCACCUACUGUGCCAGCUGCUCAGACACAAAACAAAUGGAAUUUUACAAAUAGUUUUGGAUCGCAGAAGCCCACAUUUUCAAGCAAAAGGAGUGCAAAUAAACCCCAAAAUCCACAAGAAAUUCGAACGAUGGAACGUGCCCCCAAAAAAGCACCAUUUGACUACACACUCAGGAUCUUGACUGCAGUCAUUGAAGGGAUGAGACACUGGAGUCAGUUUAAAGACAAAGUGACCUAUUUUUUCGAGAUAUUUGCCUCUUUGGACUCUGCUGUCACUUUGGGUCCACACGGAUCAAAGAACUUCCUGUUGAGAGAUGGCAAGGAAGUUCUACAGUGUGUUUUCUAUGAAAAUGAGCAAGAACUGCCGCGUCUUAUCCGUGGCCAAGUUCACCGCUGUGUCGGGAACUAUGACAAGCGCAGAGAUAUCCUGGUGUGCGUGUCAGUUCGAGCAGCCACGCUCACGGAGGCCAAGGACGCUCAAGAGGCCAUCAAAGCCUCUGACAGUUACAUGCGUAAACUCGUCAAAUGCCUACAUGAAGUUUGAGUAUUUAAAAUGAAAUCUUUUGUGAGAUAGUACUGAAAGGUUGAGCUAAUACCUGGAUUUUCACACAACUGUGAUACAGUAAUAUAUACAAAAUGUGUUGGAUAAUUCGGUAGUUUGUGCAGUCAUCUUAGCGCUAUUGUAUGAAGGAAAACUGUUCAAUUAACUUGCUUGAUUUGUUGAUAUUGUUGUGUCCGUUUUUGGAAUUCUUUAAAAUAAAACUGAAGUGAUC